Molecule: messenger RNA, 3242 nt
Organism: Tripterygium wilfordii
Lineage: Eukaryota; Viridiplantae; Streptophyta; Magnoliopsida; Celastrales; Celastraceae
Exons: 5
Coding region: 434-2851 (805 amino acids)
Source: RefSeq, a predicted model, not a curated record
ACUUGGCAGUCGCUGAGUUUAAGCAUAUGUGUGUCUAUCAUUCUAAAUCCCAAUGCAAAGUAUAUUUUUCUGUUUUAUUUUAAAAAUUAGGAGCUAAUGGACCCAACAAGAUUUUAAUUUCGGUUAUGAAUGAAAAAUUCCCUUCAAUUUCUGGGUAAGAGAAAAGUUUUGAGCUUUUGCUUUCCCUGAUUUUUUCUCAAAGGGAACCCAUUUUGGGUUUAGGGUUUUAGGAAAAGUUUGGAAGCGUUGGUGAUCGUGCUGAAGAAGAAGCUUUGUAGCUUGUAAAUGGGUUUUCCUCUUUCAUCUACUCUUAUCUGCUGUUGUCUGCUCCAAACAUCAUGAAAUAGAAUUCGGUUCUUGCCCAUAGAAGAUAUUCGCGCUUUGUAGAGGUGAUUUCUGGGUUUUGCUUUUCUUACUUUUUCUAGUUUAGAAAAUGGUAGAUCCAAGUGCAGUUUCUGGGAGUGAGAGCGAGGCUCAGUCUGAUAGUGGGAGGUCUGAUUCGAGUACUCCAGUGGAGACUUCUGAAGAAGGAGGCACUGGUUCUGAGAAAAGUUCAACGGUAGUCAUGGUUCCGGGAAGAAUAUUGCCGGCAAAGAUCAAUCCGAAAUCAAAAUUGACCGAAGAUGAUAUGGGCCGUCUGCGGAGGCUAUACCGGAUUCCAGAAUCAGUGGAGAUUAGGCCUCCUUCAAAUGAUGAAAGGGCGGACCAUGAAGUUCCUGGGUGGUCAGUUUUUUAUGAAAUUAUGUUCAAAGUAGGUAUUAGGUACCCAGUACCCUCUUUACUAGCUGAAGUUUGUAGAUUUUACAGUAUUGCUCCAAGUCAAUGGAUGCCCAAUGGCUUAAGGAUUAUUAUAGGGAUUCAAUGUUUGAGAGAGAAAGAAAAUAAGGAAUUCAGUUUAAGGGACCUUCUGGAAGCAUAUUCUGUGAAGAUGGGUGACCCUGGCAGAUAUACAUUGGUGUGUAGGCGUGGAAAAAGCAAUUUGAUCACUGAGUUGACAUCAAAUGACCAUGGUAUUGGUUGGAAGAAAGAAUACUUCUUUGCAAGAGGAGCCUUAGUAUUCGGAAGUGAAGAAGGCAUUGAAUCUGCAUGGCGACUGGCAGAUAUGUCUGGAAAUGCCCAAAAGGGGAGGAAGAAGGAUCCCGAAGUUGAUAGGCGAGUGAAAGAAUUCUACGAAAUUGACUCGUUCAAAAGAUCGUGCAAACACAUUUUGACUCGACACAAUUUGCAGGAUACAAGUUUGUGGAAGUACACAGGAGACAAGAUGUUUGAUUUAGAAGGAGAGUUUGAAUCAGUUGAUAGUCUGUUUGAGAUGGUGAGACAGUCGUGUAUUUCAGACAAGACGUUUAAUUUAGAAGGAGAGUUUGAAUCAGUUGAUAGUCUGUUCGAGAUGGUGAAACAGAAAGAAAGUCGUUCCAAGACAAAGGCUGUGAAGUCUAGUCACCAGCGAUUCAAUGAAGAGCGGCGACUGAAAGAAAAAGAAGCUCGAGAGGAAAAAGAAGUUGAAGAGAAGAAGAGGACGGAUAGAGCUCAAGUCGAGCAAGACAAGAAAAAGAUUGAAGAAGAAAAGAAAAAAGAAAAAUCAGAAGUUACUGUUCAAGGCAAAGGGAAAUUGCCUUUGCCGACUGGCGGUAAGAAGCCAGGCCAGAUCAAGAAAGGUGACUAUCCUCGAAUGCCAAGGGGUUGUGGGGAUCAACCUGUUAAAGAGAGUCGAGAUGCUGGCACUGAUGAUGAAAGUUCUUUGAAACGUCAUCGAGCACAGAUUGAUAUUACUGGAGAUGAUUUUGAUGAUGAAGUCAGGAAUGCUGGUACUAGUGGCGCUGAUGAUGAAAGUUCUUUGAAACGUCAUCGAUCACAGAUUGAUAUCACUGGAGAUGAUUUUGAAGAUGAUGUCAUGAAUGCUGAAGAUACUUCAACAUAUGCAACUGUAAAGAGGGCUUGCCCAACCCCAAUUCCUACUCAAGAAGUAAGGGUUCCAAGUCAACAGGGAGCUGAUGUUAAUAAAGAAGGUUCAUCUCAGCAGUAUGUGGCGAAUGGAGAAAGGAGAAUAGUUAUAUCAAUCUCAGAAUCAUUCUCUGUGACCACCACUCCUGUGAUGCCUCCAGAUAGCAUCAGAGGGCUAUUAUUUCCAGAGGAUGCGGAGAAGCUUGGAAGGUUGGAUCCGCAUGCUACACUUGAUUAUGCUACAGCUCAUAUUUUUGCGGGUUUACAAGGGUUAUUGAAAGCAGGUGAUGAUACUGCUAAGGCUGAAGUUGAGAAGGAGAAGAACGAAGCCCGAAUCAAGUUUUUAGAGAAAGAGGUUGCAAAGGCCAAGCUUGAAGCUCAAGAAGCCAAGACUUGUGCUGCAAAUAACGUUAAGGAUACUCUGGAAGCAAUAAGAGGGCUACUGAAAGACUCGGAAGGCAGACUUGGUAUUGCAAUGGGAGAGGUUGAAUCUCUAAAGAAAAGAUUGGAGUUUGGCGCUUCAGAGUUAAAAGAAGCAAAGAUGACGCUUCAGAAGGUGGAGGAAGACUGCAAGUCUUAUCAAGAAAAGUGGGAGGCCGCCCUAAAGCAAGUCAGUGAAUUGAAGACAGACUUGGUUAUUCAACAGGCAAAGAAUGACGCGGAGAAGUUAAAGGCUGAGAAAAAACAUUUGAUGAAAAUGAGAAUAGCUGGAGGAGUUGGUGGCGCCUAUCGGAGGCUGGAACUCUUGAAGGAAUACAAAGAGGGGAAAGACUACUUGUGGCGACCAGACGAAGAAAUUCGUAAGUUGGAAGAAAUUAUAAGGCACUACCAGCCAAGUAAGAAAAUUGAAGACAAAAAUACAGUAACUUCUAAACCAGGCGCAAAAGCUACAAGAAAAAGGAAAGAAUGAUAAGGAGUUGUAUCUGCCUGGCGCGCACAAGGUCAAUGAACUAUGUUUUGUUUAGAUGUUUAGAUGUAUAUGUUUAAACAUAGUUCAGAUGUUUUGAUGUACAGUAUAUGUUUUGUUUUGUCAGUGUACAGUUGUCAUACCUUAGGUGAGCCUUGGGCAUGUCUCUGAGAAAGGACUUUGGGCAGUCCACAGGUGGGUCGUGUUGGGCUGGUUAUCUGCAUGUAAGGCCAUGGGCUAUGAGCCCGUUAGUAGAUAGAUUUUACUGGACUUUGUCAUCAAGGCCCAUUUUUUAGCCACUGCAAUGAACAAGUUUGAUUGUUUUGUCUAAGCUUGAAAUACCUGUAGGUUACACAUUACCAUUCCGUUAAGAAAAGUGAGAUUACAGUGGGAG